Messenger RNA from Laccaria bicolor S238N-H82, 492 nucleotides. RefSeq lists its product as uncharacterized. Bases 1 to 492 code for a protein of 163 amino acids. The transcript is spliced from 4 exons. NCBI's taxonomy places the organism in Eukaryota, Fungi, Basidiomycota, Agaricomycetes, Agaricales, Hydnangiaceae. The record is from RefSeq and is a predicted model, not a curated record.
AUGAUUCUAACAUGGCCUGACAGAAAUUUUAUAGCGUACGAGUAUGGGCAUUCAAGUCUGCCGGCGCCAAUCCAGGCUGAAGCGCGAUGGUCACAAGAAAUCUCACGCGGGAGCUCAUUGACCGUCGAGCCUCCCGCCGGGUAUGAACCCUUUUUCUGGAUCGAAGUUCAAAAUCGAAUCCAGAGACUUCCCAAGGCCCUGAACUGGGACCACAUUUGCGCUGACGCAGAGAAUCCCUGUACAUUUGAAGAAGUGGACCUGAGAGUUCUCAAAAGACCUGCACAUGUCAUCUUUCUCGUGCUUAGAUCCCUCUUAGAAACUCUUUCCUGGAUGUUUUUCUUGACUCAAAUCGUGGGUACGGUCUUAACUGACCACAGGGGGUGGAAAGUCUUCUACGGUCUGUGGGCCGCCUUCGCUGGACUUUUUGCGAUGUCGCUCCACAACGUGACGUUUGCGCGAGAUUGUAGACACUACACUUUCCGAACUCCUUAA